Molecule: messenger RNA, 2424 nt
Organism: Miscanthus lutarioriparius
Lineage: Eukaryota; Viridiplantae; Streptophyta; Magnoliopsida; Poales; Poaceae
Source: the annotation of a GenBank genome assembly
AUGUGGCCGAUGCUUACCAGCGACAACUACACCGAGUGGGCGAUGCUGAUGCAGUGCAACUACGAAGCAUUGGAGAUCUGGGGGGUGAUCGACCCGGGUACCGAUCCGAAGCGUGCACAAGAUCGUCAAGCCAUGAGCGCGCUCUUGCGUUCUGUCCCAAAGGAGAUGUGGCAGUCGUUGGGGAGGAAGAAGACGGUGAAGGAGGCGUGGGAGGCGACUCUGGGAGAGACGAUCGACGAUGUCCGCGUCGUCAAGAAGUUUUUGCGCGUGGUGCCGCCACGGUUCACCCAAGUGGUGGUGUCCAUAGACAUGUUUUGUAAUCUCAAGGAGUUGACAGUGGAGGAGUUGGUUGGGCGACUACGGGCGGCUGAAGAGAGGUUUGACGACAAAGUAGAACAAAUCGUCGACAAGGCUGGCCGUCUUCUCCUCGCCGAGGAUGACUGGCUUGAGAAACAUAAGCACCGCUUCCACCCAGGGCCCAAGCAAGGUGGAGGUAAAUUUGGCUCCGGGUCUUCAAAGGGCAAGGCGGCGGCGCGCCCAGACGGUGGUGCCCCGGAUCAGGUCAAACUGACCUCCAUGGGCACGCCAAGGAGGAAAGGCCGGUGCCGCAAUUGUGGCAUUUACGGUCACUGGGUGGAAGACUGCAAACGCCCGAAGAAGGAGAAGAAGGAGGCAGCACAGUCGGAGGCGAACAUCGCUGUCGGCGGAGCUGAACAUGGUGGCCCUCUGCUGCUGGCCACGUGCGAUGUCGUGCACGAGCCGACGCAGAUCGUGCAUCUCAUGGAGAAGGUGAUUCCCAUCGACGUUCCUGAUGGAGUGUGGGUGCUUGACACCGGCGCUAGCAACCAUAUGACCGGGACUCGAUCAGCGCUGACACAGCUCAAUCGAUCUGUUCGCGGCACCGUGCGUUUUGGUGAUGGCUCCCGUGUCGAAAUUGAAGGGACCGGCUCAGUGGUGAUUCAAGGUCGCCAUCAACUAUCUCACAAGGUAUUAACUGACGUUUAUUACAUUGCUAAGUUGAGAAGUAAUAUAGUCAGUUUGGGGCAAUUAGAAGAGAAAGGUUUCAAAGUGGUUCUGGAGAAUGGCAAGAUAUGUGUGUAUGAUCAAGGACGUGCUUUGUUGAUUUCUGCUCCUAGAACCACUAACAGGUUCUAUACUGUCAAGUUGAAUCUGACUGAACCAAUAUGUCUGUUAGCAAAGUCUGAAGAGUUAGCUUGGCAUUGGCAUGCUAGAUACGGUCACCUGAACUUUAGAGCUCUAAGAGAUCUGGGCAGUAGAGGGAUGGUUACUGCUGAUGCAGGUGCCCAGCCAGCAACAGAAGAGGAGGGGGAGGCUUCUGUUGGGCAACAGGGUAUUGUGGCUCCUCAUGAAGCAACACCAUCUCCACAAAACUCCCCAGAAUCAGUGCAGACUCCACAUCAGAACCUAGCAACACCAUCGAGCCAGGGGGAUGGCAGUUCAGAGGAAAGAACACCUAGAUACAGAACUCUGAAUGAGCUGUUUGACUCCACUGAAGAAGUUCUUGACUAUGAGUAUAGUGGCUUGUGUAUGUUGGCUGCAGAUGAACCAAAUGGUGUGGAUGAGGCACUAGAAGAACAGUGCUGGAUUGAUGCUAUGAAGUUUGAAUUGCUGUCCAUACAGGAGAAUGAUACUUGGUGCUAUGCAAGCUGCAAUCCUGCUGACACUCCAAUGGAGCAGAAUUGCAAGCUACUCCCUGGGAAGCCUGAUCUUGUGAAAGAUGUUACCAAAUACAGAAGUAUAGUAGGGAGCUUGAGAUAUCUGGUGAACACCAGACCUGACAUUGCUUUUGCAGUUGGGAUGGUGAGCAGGUUCAUGGAGUCUCCCACUUCUGAACAUUGGGCAGCAGUUAAAAGGAUUGUCAGAUAUGUAGCUGGCACUUCUGAAUAUGGUUGCAAGUAUGAAAAGAAGUCCAUUUCAGGCCUGAAACUGUUGGGUUAUUCUGAUAGUGACCAUGCAGGUGACCUUGAGAAGAGGAAAAGCACUACAGGGAUCCUAUUUUUUCUGAAUGAAAAUGUGGUGACUUGGACGUCACAGAAACAAAGGGUUGUUUCACUGUCAAGCUGUGAAGCUGAAUAUAUAGCAGCAGCUGCUGCCGCAUGCCAAGGUGUUUGGUUGAGCAGGCUGAUAGCAGAUCUGACAUGUGAAAAAGUUCAGAAGUUCAAGCUCCUGAUGGAUAGUAAGUCAGCAAUUGAGUUGAGCAAGAAUCCGGUAUAUCAUGAGCGAAGCAAACACAUAGACACACGGUAUCAUUAUAUCAGAGAGUGUGUUAGUAAUGGUGUUGCUGAGGUUCAACACAUUGGCACUGACCGACAGUUAGCAGAUGUUCUGACAAAGCCGUUGGGGAGAGUGAAGUUUAUCGAGAUGCGUCAGAAGCUGGGUGUCAUCGGUGUGUGUCACGAUUAG